AUGGACGACAUCCCGCCGAUUAUCAAUAUCUCCAUCUCUCUGAAAAUUCAGCCCAACGAGGGUCCGGUGUUUUUCAAGGUGGAUGGUACCAGAUUCGGUCAGACCAGAACAAUAAAGCUGCUCACAGGAUCCAAAUACAAGGUUGAGGUGGUUGUGAAGCCAUGGAAAGGUGAAGCCACCAACAUGAAUAUCGGCGGUGUCGUCUUCCCACUGGAGCAGCAGUCUAAAGAUGAAGAGUCGGUGGUGUACCAUGGACAGUAUGACACAGAGGGAGUUCCCCACACUAAGAGUGGAGACAGACAACCUGUCCAAGUCAGUAUAGAGUUCCCCCAGGCGGGGCAGUUUGAGACUGUGUGGCAGGUGAAAUACUACAACUACUACAAGAGGGAGCACUGCCAGUUUGGGAACAAAUUCAACGACAUUGUGUACGAAUGCAAGCCCAAUGAGACGCGCAGCCUAAUGUGGAUCAACAAGGAGGUGUUCAACUGA
Molecule: messenger RNA, 489 nt
Organism: Lampris incognitus (smalleye Pacific opah)
Lineage: Eukaryota; Metazoa; Chordata; Actinopteri; Lampriformes; Lampridae
Gene: cnrip1a
Product: cannabinoid receptor interacting protein 1a
Exons: 3
Coding region: 1-489 (162 amino acids)
Biological process (GO): negative regulation of signaling receptor activity
Cellular component (GO): plasma membrane
Molecular function (GO): type 1 cannabinoid receptor binding
Source: RefSeq, a predicted model, not a curated record